Molecule: messenger RNA, 1250 nt
Organism: Erythranthe guttata (spotted monkey flower)
Lineage: Eukaryota; Viridiplantae; Streptophyta; Magnoliopsida; Lamiales; Phrymaceae
Product: ribosome-binding factor PSRP1, chloroplastic
Biological process (GO): negative regulation of translational elongation; primary metabolic process
Cellular component (GO): cytosolic small ribosomal subunit
Molecular function (GO): ribosomal small subunit binding
Source: RefSeq, a predicted model, not a curated record
UUGAGUUACAGAAGCAUUUCAAAGUUUUCAAAAAUGGCGACACAGUAUUUUGCAGCUCCGUGUUUGCAGAAGAGCUCAACCUCCAAGCAUCAAAUACUUUCUCGCUCUGGUUUACCACUGUCUAGGGUUAGUAGCCGCACAACGAAUCACCACCCACUGUCGUUUUCUUCGUCUUCGGAAAGCUUCAGAUUUCUCGAUUUAGGUUUAAAACCACACGAAAUUGUCUCCCGCAAAAAUGGAUCGUAUUCGUAUGGUGUCAAAAUGUCAUGGGAUGGUCCUCUCACUUCUGUCAAAUUCAUUCUCCAAAGCAAAAGUUUACAGUUGACUCCGGCGGUGAAGAGCUAUGUGGAAGACAAGUUGGGUAAGGCAGUUCAAAAGCACAGCCAUUUGGUAAGGGAAGUUGAUGUUACAUUGUCUGCUCGUGGUGGAGAGUUUGGCAAAGGCCAGAAACUACGAAGAUGCGAGGUGACUGUGUUCACAAAGAAACACGGAGUAGUACGUGCGGAAGAGGACACGGAUUCGCUCUAUGGUAGUGUAGAUUUGGCUUCGUCUAUUGUACUAAGAAAGCUGAGAAAGAUUAAGGAGAAAGAUUCCGACCAUGGCCGCCAUAUGAAGGGCUUUAACCGCCUGAAAUUUAAAGACCCCUUUGCACUGAAAGUUGAAAGGGACGACAACAAAGACGAAGUUCGUAAUGAAGGAGAUGAAAAUGAAGACAACGUUAAUCAGAUUGUUAGGACAAAGUACUUUGAUAUGCCCCCUUUAUCUGUUGCCGAAGCAAUUGAGAUGCUGGAGAAUGUGGAUCACGACUUCUAUGGCUUUAGGAAUGAGGAAACUGGUGAGAUUAACAUUGUUUACGCGAGAAAUUCUGGGGGCUAUGGACUUAUUAUUCCUAAAGAAAAUGGCGAAACAGAGGAAGUGGAGAACUCUGUUGUUCUUGGUUCUGCUACUAACUAAAUUCGGUGAAGAUGGGAUCUCUUUUUGUAGCUUAUGGAGUAGCAGUGUUUUGAAAAACUACGCGUAAAAACAGAAAAUUAUCUUACAGCUCGUGAGUACAUUUGUAGAAAGUGUUUUGUAAAGUGAGAAAAAAAAAACUCUCGUAUGAGCAGGAAUGUGAUGCAGAAAGACUAGGAAUCUGUAGGAGACUGUGUUCUCAAAACCGCCAUAUAUUUUGUUACAUGGCGUUAUUCGGAAAAUCGCUUUCUUCCUCUCGUUACUAUGCUGCUACUAGUUAUGUAAUUCUCAUAUAUAUU